CAGUCUACACUGCUCCUCAAAACAGAAAAUAUCUGAAAAUAACCGCAGUCAAAUGUAAAUGUAAAUCCUUGUCGCCGAGCUCUGCGAUCGCAUACGUUGACUCCGUCGCUGUCAACCUUGCAGUAACACUCACAGCGGCAAGCGCAGCAGAACCAACGUAUCCUACGCCUCAUGUCUCCUGGGCUUAUCUUUAAUUUAGCUAGACAACGAUUGAUAGACUAGCUGAGUUAGGCAGUAGUGCACCUACAACAACCGUUGGCAAAUCAUAUAUCUCUGAACCCUCCAACCCUUUGCCAUCGUCGGCGACGUCAACUACUGGUAAACAAACAGGCAAAUAUAGCACUACUGCUCCGGCGAAAAUCAAUCCAAGUUUAUCUAAUGCUACCGAAACCAAAGUCAAGCUCGUCCUUGUCGACGCCGCAAAGCAGCAGUCGUUUGAAUUUGCGCGAACGACUGAAACGCAAAAUGCAAAAUUUGCUCAACAAGCAAUACAAAGCGGACAAACGUGCUGAAAUCGAGAAAUGGCAACGUGAAAGGCAACUGCAACAGGAGCGCGAGGAUGAAAUGCGCGAAAUGGCACUCAAACUGAGACGAAGGCAACGCGAACUGCGCCAUCGCUACGGCACCCCAUCAAGUGGCAAGGGUUCUGAUAGUGAUGCUUCGGGAGCAUUAAAAUCCGCGCAACCCACAGCGCAACGGCGCAGCACGUCGAGAAGUAGUGAAACCAUUAGCGCGCCUGCCACAGAAAAGAAACUAACACAAAGUCAUCAACAUAGCACGGGCCGUGGGAAUGAUGACAAGGCGGAAGAGCAGCAUCAUUCAACAGUAACUCAUCACCAACAUAGAUCCCUACAUCGUAGUAGUAGUCGGGAGCGUGCGCAUCGUUCACGCAGUCGCAGCCAGUCUUACUAUCAAUCGCAGCGAUCAGCAGGCUCUAAACGGCGCUCUCGUUCCCGUUCGCGUAAUCGUCGUAGCGCUUCGAGACGUCGGCGACGAAGUGCAUCACGUUCUCGUUGGCAGCGUGACACCAGCCGUGAACGCGCGUCACGUCAUCAACGCACUCAACGUUACGAUGAACGUGAACGUGAGCGGGAGCGUGAGAGGGACAUAGAUAGAGAUCGCGAUCGUGAUCGCGGCAGGCGUUCACGUUCAAGAAAUGAACCACGGCCUAGAGAAAGUUAUCGUGACCGUGAUAGGGAUAGGAAUAGGGAUCGUGAGCGCGAACGUGAACGUGAACGCGACAGGGAUCGUGAUAGGGAAAGAGAUAGAGACAAACAUCGGCAUCAACGCGAUGCUCAAUGCUACAGACAGGAGACUGCCACAAGCAGUGGCAGCAGUGCUAAUACUAAUAGAAACCGCAUUGUCAUAUCUGCGCCACCAAAACUAAAGAAACUAGUUGAUUACUAGAUUAGAGACUGGGAAGAAUGCAAUAUCUUCCAUGUGCGGUAAUUGUUUCGAGUUUUUUUG
Messenger RNA from Rhagoletis zephyria (snowberry fruit fly), 1467 nucleotides. Its product is annotated as U1 small nuclear ribonucleoprotein 70 kDa-like. The record is from RefSeq and is a predicted model, not a curated record. Lineage: Eukaryota; Metazoa; Arthropoda; Insecta; Diptera; Tephritidae. Gene Ontology annotation, biological process: regulation of DNA-templated transcription. Gene Ontology annotation, molecular function: DNA-binding transcription factor activity.